CCUCUAUCAAAUAUCUUUAUUGUUAUAUCUAUUUUUCUUCUAAUUUUGCAGCUUCACGUUCUGCUUCAGCUGUGUGUUUAGCAAGCUGUAAUUAUACACGUCCUUGCAGUGAAGUGUAUUCAUGCCAAAUAGAUAUUUGUCCAAAUCUCACUGAGGAGGAUUUGCGUGAUAACUGUAAAUGCUAUGUGAAAUGCCGUCAAGAAUUUGAAGAUCUUAACAAAAGAAAAGACAACUGCCUACUUCUUCAGAGAUUAAAAACUUGUUUUGAAGAUGGAGGCUGUGAUGUCUCAAAUGUUCCACAGUUGCAAAAGUUUGCAAAGGAAUGCAACAAUUGUGAACCAAAGCAAUGUAAAGAGGAAGCUUGUGUCGGCAGGUUGGAUUGUUUGACCAACAGUACAAGAGGUGGCUGUACAACUGCAGCUAGUGUGCAAAGCGUAAUGAAUACAACAUCAGAAACUAUGCAUAAUGCUUGGUUUUUACCUGAAAAAUGUGGUAAGUAUUACCUGACAGAAAUGUCCGUCUGAUGUUGAACCAUUGUGCUGUAUGGUGCCU
Molecule: messenger RNA, 552 nt
Organism: Octopus sinensis (East Asian common octopus)
Lineage: Eukaryota; Metazoa; Mollusca; Cephalopoda; Octopoda; Octopodidae
Exons: 7
Source: RefSeq, a predicted model, not a curated record